CGAUCAAUUCUUCGAAAUAUCUACCGGAGAUGUACGUUAAUUACAUCUCUGCGUAAUUAGGAAACAAGUGAAUGAGAGAUGGUGUUUGAUAUCUGUCUGAUAUAAACUUUGUAGUGGUAUUGUGUAUGGAAAGUGACGGAGAUGUUCGGGUGGUAGUGAAUGGGCGAAUUUAGUGGCAUGUUAGAUGUUUUUAUUUAAUUGGUUUAGUGUUCGUUUUUGUUCUUAGUGAAUGUGAUAUUUAUAGUAGUAUUAAUGUUGCUAAAAGAAACCAUGGGAAAUCAAUCCAAGUUGUCGGAAGAAGUUCCUUCGAAGGAUGGACAGCGUCAUCUCACGACGCUGCUGUUGAAGCGCCGUUUAGUGAAAGAUGAUAUUUGGUAUGUUAUAGAUGCAAAGUGGUAUCGUAAUUUUCAACGAUAUGUGGGGCUUGAUCAAGAUCCUGAAAAUCCCAUAAUGGAAGAAUUUCCAGGUCCUAUUGAUAAUAGUGCAAUUCUGACAGACUAUGGGGAACUCCGAGAACAUCUUUGUGAAGAGAAUGAUUUUGUUCUAGUGCCAGAUGAACUUUGGGUCUUAUUAGUAAAGUGGUAUGGCGUUAUUUACAAUCAGAAACCAAUUGCAAGGAAGGUUGUUGAGUUUGGCACCUUUACUAAAAGCUAUAAAGUUGAGAUCUACCUUUUGAACCUACAGUUUGCCAAAGAUUUUGACUUUGACUUCAUUUUGACGCACAAAUUCAGCAAAUCAGAUACAGUGGCACACAUUAUUGAGUUCAUGAAAAGGGCAUUCAGAAUUCCACCAUCUACACCUGUGAAACUAAUGGCCUGUUUCAAUAGUCAAGACUAUACUGAACUGAAUGAAAACUCCACCGUUAAUGAAGAAGGGUUGUAUGUGAAUCAGAUUCUAGUGCUUGCCACAAAGUUUUCAGCCCAAUACCCCCGAAAGAGCAGCCCACUGCCACCUUUUGCUGAAGCGUCGUGUGCUGAAGCUGAAAAUCCAGUUUCCUCCAGUUCUUCAUCAACAUCACUGAAUAUUGGAGCAGAGGGAGACACACCUGCCUCAUCUGGUUAUUAUGGCUCUGGAACUGUACAGUCAUAUACAAAAGUUUCUGAGUAUGUGAGAACAUUACCACAAAAUUUAUCACCGGCUUCAUCAUCUUCAUCUUCGUCUAGUAUAUGUUUCCCUAAUGCAACGUCAAGUCAGUCAUCGAUGUGGAGUAUGAUGGCAGAGCCGGGUACUUCUUCUGGCUAUACUGCACGAUCUAGGAGCAGCUCAACACUAACAUCUGUCGGACCAUUGUCACAAAGGUCACCGUCGUCAGCUCCGAGCACGAGUUCCAUGACCACCAGGUACAGUGCGAGUGGUUCUGGCUAUAGUCGAAUGAUUCAUCCAUCGCAGCCUGGGAUCUGUGGACUGUCAAAUCUUGGAAAUACAUGUUUCAUGAACUCUGUCAUUCAGUGUAUGAGUAAUUGUCCCCCUAUAACACUGUACUUUUUGAAUGAUGUGUACCAAAAGGAGUUGAAUACAGAUAAUCCACUUGGAAUGAGGGGAGAAAUUGCAGUUGCAUUUGGAGAUUUGAUAAAAACAAUCUGGAGUGGGCAUAAUGCUUACACAGUACCACAUAACUUCAAACACCAGGUAGGAAAAUUUGCUCCACAAUUCUCAGGAUAUCAACAGCAUGACUCCCAAGAGUUGUUAACCUUUUUAUUGGAUGGGUUGCAUGAGGACCUAAAUCGAAUUAGACAGAAGCCAUACAUUGAGCUACGCGAUGCUGAUGGACGUCCAGAUAAAGAAGUUGCAGAAGAGUCGUGGAAAAAUUAUCGUAGACGAAAUGAUUCCAUUAUUGUUGAUGUAUUCCACGGGCUGUUAAAAUCUACUGUUGUCUGCCCAGAAUGUUCGAAGGUUUCAAUAACAUUCGAUCCAUUUUGCUAUUUGUCUCUGCCUCUACCUAUCAGAAGAGAACGGGUAAUUGAGGUUACAUUUGUGCCACAUGAUACUACAAACAAGAUAUGUAAAUACCGAUUAAACAUGAUACGGAAGGGUACUAUACAAACAUUGUUAACUGCAUUCAGUAGUAUGACUAGAAUUAAAACAGAACACUUAAUUGUGGCUGAAAUUCAGAGCCACCAUUUCCAUAAGUUUUACACUGUCAAUGAUCCUUUGGAUAGCAUUGAUGAAAAGGAUGAAAUAUUUAUAUACGAAGUACCAGAUAGGAACAAUUCCAAUUCGAUAAUGAUUCCAGUCUGUAUGUGGGAAUAUAACCCAAAUCAAACAUUUAAUUUUAGUCAGCUAUUUGGAAUUCCUAUAAUUGUGACAUUACCAAAGGAUCAAAUUUCUCAUGCUGUGUUAUAUGAUGCCAUAAUUGAGAAGUUAACUCCUUUCUUGGUAUCACAAAAUGAUAACAGGCUUCAUAGGCUCAGUGUUGACGAGGAGUCAAAUUCAGUAUCAAAUCAGCUGAUAGAACAUCAGAGUGAAGACACUGACAACAUUAACCAACCUUGCAACGGUGAUGCCACUGAAGAUCAGCUAUUCACUCUGUGUGUUGUCAAUCCAGCAACUACAUCUGUUGUGUUUAAAAUACAUGCGGACCUUGUUCCAUUUGAAUUACCAGUUUCAGGGCAUACAGGUGGUCAAUAUAUUGUCACUCAAUGGAAUCAAAAUACCAGACAGCAGUAUUACCAGGAAUAUGAUGUUCAUUCGGUGGACUCAUUUGAGCCGCGCCAUCGACGCAGUAGCACCAAACUGUCUCUCCAGGAUUGUAUAAGCCUCUACACAAUGACUGAGAAGUUAGGAGCAGAUGAUGCAUGGUAUUGCCCAACCUGCAAGAGACACAUGUGUGCAACAAAGAAGUUUGAUCUUUGGAACCUUCCUGAUAUUCUCAUCAUUCAUCUGAAACGUUUUUCAUACAGCAAAUACAGAAGAGAUAAAAUUGAUACACAUGUGGACUUUCCUCUACGGGAACUUGACAUGUCAAGCUAUGUCAUUAAUUCAGAGCAUCCUCCUGCAGUAUAUGACCUAAUUGGUGUAUGUAAUCACUAUGGAGGAAUGGGUGGUGGCCACUAUACUGCAUAUGCAAAGAACAGACUUGAUGAAAAGUGGUAUUGUUUCGAUGACAACAGUGUUACAGAGAUUUCGGAACAGAGUGUUGUGAGCCAUGCAGCCUAUGUUUUAUUUUACAUGAGAGAGGGAUGUGAGAGUAAGUAUAAACAAAAAGUUACCACGACAGACAUCAACAGGGAAACUGACUAGGCAGGGCAUUCAGAAACCAAUGCUAAAUCACCAACUUGUGCCUGUUUAAGUUUGUGCUAGUAAUUUGUAUUACAGAGAUGUCUGAUUAAACUCAUUCUACUGUGAUAAUUAUAUUUACCAGUAUGUAUAUAAGUAUUUAUUCUGUGGGUGGGAGUUGUUUAUCAGUGUUUUCAGUAUUUGUAAAUUAUUAUUCAGUGAGUUGAUUUCUGGCACAAGUCGAAACAGUUAAUGCUAUUUUUUAAUGUACACUCCUUCACUAAGAAAUAUUGUGGGUAUAUCAUCCUUCACAAACCUCUGUUGACAUGUUUGUGUUGAAGUGAAAAAUUUUUGUGUUAAGCAUUGUGAAAUGGGUUUCUGUACACACACCAUAAAGUAGAAUUUUGCCUAGUAAACAGGAGGAAACUGAACUAUGACCAGCUAUUUAUUAGCACUGUCUUUCCAUGAUGAUACCUUGAAAAAAAAAAAAAAAAGAUAAAAAAAAUCAAUUCUUGGUGUAACGCAUUAGAUGUGAAAUUUACUAAUAAUGGAUGUUAAUUAAACAAAAUAAAAAUGUUGGUACACAGAAAUCAAUUCAACACUGCAAUGAUUAGUCCAUUGGUGGUAUUGUCUUUGAGAUUUGACAACAAUUUUUAUGUUGUUGUUGUGUAACUUGUUGUCAGAAAACAUCCUGUGGUUACUGAUUCUCAUCAUCUUGGUGUCAUUUGUUAACACUACAUUUGUGAUAUGAUGUGUGUUGUUAAUUUACUGUGUUAGUGUAAUAUGUAGAUUCUAUUUAUAAAUGUGUUUCUGUGUGUUGUCAUGCUGCCCACGAGAGGCGUAGAUAUUACAGUACUAGAUGAAAUAUUCAUUGUCAAAAACUGUUUUAUUCCAUACUUUCAUUUGUGUUUGCCAGCUUAACUUACAAUUCUGUUUACCUUAGUUUCUGUUUUACUUCAACUGUCUUACAACUGGCACUACCUCUCACUUUUGAACUUAAUAUUCUCCUUGUUGACCAAACUUUGUGAACUUCUGAGAACUUAUACUUUUAUCAUUAUUGUGACACCCAGGUUUGAUUCCUUGGAGUGUACGUUAAUAGGCCUGUACUGUUGAUAGGUAUUCAGAAGCUAAAUUUGUGUACAUUCUAAGUCAUAGUAGUAGCGCUGAAUCAACUCACUUUUCAGAGUUGUGUUUAUGUUCUUAUUACUUAAGCAGUUAUUUUAAACUUAUGCGGAAGUAAGACUUCUUACAAAUUAUAGUUAAAAAUAACUGGGCCUGAUUAUCAGAUUUUCAGAUUUUGUGGCAUUGAAUAUGUGUAUUUUAUAUAAAAAUAUGUGAAGAUGUGUACUUUCUAUAAUUAUCUGGCUGAACCUCUACAAAAUUGGAAGUCCUCAAUAAAUUUUCUUAAGUGUACCUGUUGUGCAUAUAAGCAUUUCAGAGUGUAAUUUAUAAAAAUAAAGUAACAUUGUACUCGUGUA
Messenger RNA from Schistocerca americana (American grasshopper), 4694 nucleotides. RefSeq names its product ubiquitin carboxyl-terminal hydrolase 15-like. The coding region runs from base 253 to 3240 and encodes 995 amino acids. Lineage: Eukaryota; Metazoa; Arthropoda; Insecta; Orthoptera; Acrididae. Gene Ontology annotation, molecular function: cysteine-type deubiquitinase activity. Gene Ontology annotation, biological process: protein deubiquitination. The record is from RefSeq and is a predicted model, not a curated record. The transcript is spliced from 17 exons.